Brassicogethes aeneus is the source of this 384-nucleotide messenger RNA. The record is from the annotation of a GenBank genome assembly. NCBI's taxonomy places the organism in Eukaryota, Metazoa, Arthropoda, Insecta, Coleoptera, Nitidulidae.
AUGAUGAAACAACCAACACAGGAAAAUUUAAAGAACUUCAAGUCUCAAUUCGAUUCUGGUCUAGAAAAGAACUACUACUAUGCUACGGAGGCACUUGGACCACACUUUAGGUCUCAACUCCUCAAUGAUGUGUUGAAUGAAUAUUUUUGUCUUCAAUAUGAUGAAACAACCAACACAGGAAAAUUUAAAGAACUUCAAGUCUCAAUUCGAUUCUGGUCUAGAAAAGAACAACAAAUAGUUACCAACCAUCUUGAAACAUUGUUCCUAGGAUCAGCCACAGGGGAUAUUUUAAUGAAGUAUUUAAUGGAAGCAAUUACAAACGCUGAGUUGCCAUUAUCCAAUGUUAGCAUCAGAUGGACCAAACGUAAACAAGAAAGUCUUUAA